Molecule: messenger RNA, 1145 nt
Organism: Metopolophium dirhodum (rose-grain aphid)
Lineage: Eukaryota; Metazoa; Arthropoda; Insecta; Hemiptera; Aphididae
Gene: Dysb
Product: dysbindin protein homolog
Exons: 6
Coding region: 156-902 (248 amino acids)
Biological process (GO): negative regulation of protein kinase activity
Cellular component (GO): cytoplasm
Source: RefSeq, a predicted model, not a curated record
GAAUUUGAUCGUUUUUAAAAUAAAAACUAAAAAGGCGUUUGGUUUUGAUGUUUAUUAAUAAUUAAUUAAAAAAUCACACGUUCUAUAACCGUUGUUUUGAUAAUUUGAUGUUUCUAUAGAGCUCGAUAUAUAAUUACUGCCUGUCAAACGGUUCCAUGAUGUUUGGUAAUUUGAGAGAAAAAUUGCACAACGUCGUUCAAGAAGGAUUGUCAGCAAGUUUAAGAGGAUUGUCUGUGAAUGAAGUUAUUGUUGCGCAGUCUCCUAGUGAACAUCCUGUUAAUUAUGAUGCUGGUGCGGAUCUAUUGCAUAAAUAUCAGACUGAAUGGAAUCAGCUACACUUAUUAGCCGAAGACAAUGCCCAUAAAGCCGAGGAAGUCAAUGAAAUGAUUAGUCUUCUACAUCAUCAAAUGAGUGAACAGUGGAAAAAAAUGGAUACAAUCACAUCGUGCAUGGAUUCAAUGCCACAAUUAGUAAAGAGUAUUGAAAAUGCCAUGAAAGACAUGGAAAACAUUAAAUUAUUGAUAAAUGAUGUGGAACACCAGCUGUUGAAGCUAGAUGAUGUAGUCGAGGAACAGGAACUUCAAGAACAGAUGUUGAACGAGCGGUUUCAAUUGGCUGUUUACCGAUCAAAAAAACUUAAAGAAUUAGAAAAAAUUAGUGGUGAGCUAGAAGCUGAUCACAAAGAGAAAGUAACGGAUUUAGAACAAAAGAUAAACAUCAAACUCAAAGAAAGACAGGAAAUUUUCAACCAAGUAUUUCAACAAGAUAUGCGACAGUAUAUUAUAUCAGGCAUGAUUCCCGUGAUGAAGAGUUCAAGCAAUGGUGGGCGUGAUGAAGUUUCACUUGAAGACAUCGAAAUAGAAGACGACACAGAUGCACUAGACGAACUUCUAAAUUCAUGACGGUUGGUUUUGUACUUGAAUGUUAUUGUUUAAAGAAUGAUAUAUUUUUUAAGAGGUUUGUCUUCCAUGAUGUCAGUUUAACUGUGAUCUAUUAUUGAAUAUUGUUAAAAAAAGAAAUUAUUUUUUAAUUGUAUAUUAUUGACAUAUUUAUUAUUAAAAUUAUGCAUAUGUGUUGUAAUUAUGUACCACAAUAAUCAAAAUGUAUUUAAAAUUAUAAAUUACAGCAUUCCACUUUUAUACUCA